AUGUUGAUUGGCUUGUGUGGAGGCAUCUGCUCUGGCAAACAUGCCAUCGCGGAAUAUCUCAUCCAGAAUCAAGGUUUCCAGCUACUUGAGUUCAAAAGUAGUACCGUCUCUCGAGAAACCGAUGAGAAUGGGGUUGAUCUUCGGCUGCAAGUCCCCGGUACGAACGGGGGGCUACCUUCAACAGUCUUUGAAUGUGUAGACUCGCUCCUUGAAUUUGCAACCAAGAACUGGCAAGGGUUAUGGGUUACAGCAGACAUUUGGGAGGGUACCACUCUAGACCGCUUUCUCCAGCGCCCGUUUUUCCUUCUGGUUCGAUUGUUCAAUUCCUCUUAUUCGCUCGAAGAACUCCAUGCUGCUCUCGAAGCUCUGAAUCUAGCAGAUGAUCAAAGACUACGGCCGAGUUGGGACCAAUAUUUCAUGCAACUAGCAGCUCUUGCUGCGCAGCGGAGCAAUUGGUACAAUGGGACUCCGCGGCAUAUCAGAAACUGCAACGAAGGAGGAUGUCCCAGAUGUAACCGUGGCGAGGGUGGGGGUCUUGGUCUAUCGACCUGCCUUUGUCUCCACGCAGAGGAAAAUGCCCUCUUAGAGGCUGGGCGAGAGCGCAUACGUGAGGGCGCGGUGCUCUAUUGCGAUACUUGUCCCUGCUUGACGUGCACAGUCAAGAUCACUCAAGUUGGAAUCUCUGAGGUUGUCUACUCAAAAGGCUACAACAUGGAUCAAGAUAGUGCUACAAUUCUCAGAACCGCUGGAAUUCGGCUUCGGCAAUUCUCUCCUGGCACUGCAACAGUCGCAAUGCCAACCGUGUACCUGCUUGAUUAUGUUGCCGGGAAUGUUCGCUCCUUGGUGAAUGCAAUCAAUAAAGUUGGGUAUGAUGUGGAAUGGAUUAGAUCUCCUGAUGAUUUAAAGAAUGCGGAUAAACUUAUCCUGCCGGGCGUCGGCCACUUUGGCCAUUGUCUUUCUCAACUCUCAGAAGGAGGAUACCUGGAACCCAUCAAACAGCAUAUAGAAGCUGGCAAACCUUUCAUGGGAAUCUGUGUCGGCCUACAGGCCCUUUUCGAGGGCUCGGAGGAGGACUCCCAGGUUUCCGGACUGGGGCUAGUCCCAAUGCGCAUGCAAAAGUUCAAUGCCGAUACAAAGAGCGUGCCGCACAUAGGUUGGAACUCCGCCAUGAAGACCAAUUGUCAUUCCUCGAGCGAUCAAACAUUCUACGGUUUGAGCCCAAGCAGCAAGUAUUAUUAUGUCCAUUCAUACGCAGCACUUUAUAAACCCAAUGUGCUGGAGGAACGUGGUUGGUCAGUUGCUACCGCAACAUACGGCGAGGAAGAAUUUAUCGGCGCCAUAGCCCGAGAUAACAUCUUCGCGACGCAAUUCCACCCCGAGAAAAGUGGCCAUGCCGGUCUGCGGACCAUUCGCGCCUUUCUUAACGGUGACCGGUUUCAGUCACUCGCAAAAGACCUCCCGAUCUUGCAGCGACACAAUAACGGACUGACUCGCAGAAUUAUCGCCUGUCUAGAUGUCCGUACAAAUGAUACUGGUGAUCUAGUAGUCACUAAAGGUGACCAAUACGAUGUCCGCGAGAAGUCUGGUGUAGACGCCGGGGGACAAGUUAGGAACCUGGGAAAGCCAGUUGAUAUGGCCAAAAAGUAUUAUGAGCAAGGGGCGGAUGAGGUGACUUUCCUCAACAUAACGUCUUUCAGGAAUUGCCCUUUGGCAGAUACACCUAUGCUGGAAAUCUUGAGAAGAACAUCGGAAACGGUUUUCGUUCCUCUUACAAUAGGGGGCGGAAUCAAGGAGGCUGUGGAUACUGAUGGCACUCAUGUUUCAGCGCUUGAUGUGGCAACCAUGUAUUUCAAAUCUGGAGCUGACAAAGUUAGUAUUGGGUCGGAUGCUGUCAUUGCAGCAGAAGAGUUCUAUAAGGCGGGUGAAAAGCUGAGCGGGCAAACCGCCAUAGAGACCAUAUCACAGGCUUAUGGAAAUCAAGCCGUGGUUGUGAGUGUCGAUCCUAAACGUGUUUAUGUUGAUCGGCCUGAAGACACCGGACACCACACCAUCAAGACAGCGCACACAAAUGCAGCAGGACAAAGCUUUUGCUGGUACCAGUGUACCAUCAAGGGGGGAAGGGAAACUCGAGAUGUCGAUGUUCGACAGUUGGCAAUAGCCGUGGAGGCAAUGGGAGCUGGUGAAAUCCUCCUGAAUUGCAUUGAUAAGGACGGGAGCAACAGCGGAUUCGAUCUAGAACUCAUUAAUGACGUCAAAGCUGCUGUUAAAAUACCAGUUAUUGCUUCAAGUGGGGCUGGUGUUCCUGAACAUUUUGCUGAAGUCUUUGAGCACACAGCUACUGAUGCAGCUCUGGGUGCUGGCAUGGUAGGGAUUCUCCCUUGUUUUCUGGUUCUCUUUAUGCUAACGGAGUUCAAGUUUCACCGUGGCGAGUUUACGGUUGACGAAGUCAAAGGAUAUCUGAGUAGCAGAGGGUUCUUAGUUCGUUCUUUUGAAACUGAGAUAUAA
Molecule: messenger RNA, 2505 nt
Organism: Aspergillus affinis
Lineage: Eukaryota; Fungi; Ascomycota; Eurotiomycetes; Eurotiales; Aspergillaceae
Exons: 9
Coding region: 1-2505 (834 amino acids)
Biological process (GO): L-histidine biosynthetic process
Molecular function (GO): zinc ion binding; imidazoleglycerol-phosphate synthase activity; hydrolase activity
Source: RefSeq, a predicted model, not a curated record